GCAGUCUACCUGUGGCCUUCGGUGUGCGAUACUGCGAGGCUCUCGUCGUUCAUUUGCACCCAGGAGGCGGCCUUUCGUCAGCUCAUAUAUCUCACCGGUUUGAGUGCUUAAAUAAUCGAACAUUUUGUGACUGAAAUCGAAAAAUCUCAUACAUAGGCCCACUCCCAGCGGCUGGUUAAACACUCCAAAAAGAUACUCCUGACAAUAGAAUAGAAAACUGUGAUAAGAAAACAUAACCUCACUUCGAUACGGUUACUAAAAUAAUAUUUCUGGGGACUUAAUAAAUAUUUUAAAUAAUCAAAAUAUGAUGAAAACCAAGUCAAUUCACUUGACAUUCAACUGUGUACGAACAAAAUUAUAAAGAUAACCUUAAUUACGAGCUAUAAUUAAGUGAAAAGUGACAUACACUCAACUAUCAUCAUUGACUGUUCCUAUUCAAUGUGAUAAUAUAAGUUAUAUUAGAACAUUGGAGUGGUGACAUCAUUUUCUAGUCAAUUCAUCUCAAUUCAAGUUUGGUUUGUAACUAUUGGCUGUGAGGGACUUCAAAUUCAAGCACACAACAUGUCAUCAAGAUAAUCGGACGAUCAGUGGCCAAAUUUCGGGCCACGUUUUCCACUGUGACACCGGUUCAACCCUGCAAGUUAUAAGAUGAACCAGCAGUGCAAGGUUUGCAAUGAACCAGCGGCUGGAUUUCACUUCGGAGCGUUCACGUGCGAGGGAUGCAAGUCAUUCUUCGGACGGACCUACAACAACCUGAGCUCGAUAUCCGAGUGCAAAAACAAUAACGAGUGCGUAAUCAACAAGAAGAACCGGACGUCGUGCAAGGCAUGUCGACUGCGCAAGUGCCUGCUGGUCGGAAUGUCCAAGAGCGGAUCGCGCUACGGCCGCAGAUCCAACUGGUUCAAGAUACACUGUCUGCUGCAGGAGCACAACGCAUCGGCAGUUUCACCGAAUCCCAAUUUGGGUUAUCAGGGAUUGUUCAAUCCGGGCCAAUUGUUGGCUUCUGACAAGUUUCUACAGAGUAGACUGUACAGUGGGUUCGGGGAGUCGGGGAAGAAGGAUAAGAAAGGCGAGAGACAUUCUAGUUCCGAGGAGUCGGGCGCGAGUUCUGUGGAGGACUGUGAAGAGGAUGCGUCGUCACGGUCGGCGAGUGCCAUGAGCUACAUGCGACCCCCCUCCUCGCACCAGACGCCGUCGCCGUUCAGUGAAAAAGACUACGCAAGUGCGCGCAACCCCAAACUGUCACCCCUAGGCAUUGGCAUAGCUCCUCCCUUUCCGUCACCCCUCUUCGGCACGCCCUUCCUCACGUCACCCGUGCGCCCCCUGUCGGUGACUCGACCUGGCCUGACCCCCGCCCCCGCCCCUGCACAGGCACCCUCCACCCUCAUGUACCUGGACACCAGUUGCUGGCCGACGGGUGGCGACCUCAUGCUCUGCAGUCCCGCCCCCGGAGGCAUCCCCCUCGAGCAGGAGCAGCCUAUCGAUUUGUCCGUCAAGUCGGCGUCCACCACUCAAGUCAACAUCAAAGUUCCCCUCACGCCCCCACUCAUCGAACCUAGUAAACCCACAUCUGGUACACCCCUCGAUCUAACUAAUAAGAGGCCUGAAGUGUCGCCUCAGCUAGGAUGAGCUCAUCACAAUAAUUGUUGUCUGAUCCUGAUUGAUACAACUUUAGACAAUACUUAUAAGACUAUUUUCGAUUGAAAUCCAUCUGUUAUUCAUAUUUUCGAUUUCUUUAUGGUGGAAACAUGUCAUAGUGGAUAUCCUAAAAGUUGUUUGCGAAAACGUAAUGUACACCGGAGGCUGCUUAUUUGAAUUGCAUCUCUUCGAAUUGGAUCAACAACCAUUUCAAUCUUUUCACGAAAAGUGGAUUUGAUUACUAUCACAUGAUGUUCGAAUCGAAUACAAUGGGAAAUUGAAUUUUUGGCAAUUUCCUAUUCGGAGCUUUGUAGUUCAAUCGCUACAAAUAACGAUUUUUUCAUUAAUUUUAAAUGAUUCCUAUUUGAAAGAUUACUCCGAAGACUCUCCAGAUAGAGUACUUCAUUCAAUCCAACAUUGUUAUGUUUUGAUUGAUACUGAUUGUUCCAACUGAUACUGAUACUGUAUGAUACUGAUUGAUACUGAUUUCUGUAAUCUAUUUGCUGUAAUAAGUAAGUUGAAUCUAUAAGCAGUAUAAGUCUGCUCAUUCAUUCAAGUAUUUUGUUCCGUUGUUUAUAGAAAUCAAAUUUUGCAUGCGCAUAAACAGACAUUCACAAAUAAUACUGUUGGAAGAGUGGAAAAAUAUUAUUAUAACUUUGGAGCACGAAGACUGAGCUACCCCUUCGGACUUGUAGACUAGUGAAGACUCAAUGAGAUAAAUAAUUUGUAUCCCGGUGUAAGUCUUUUUUACAAGUUUGUGUUCUGUUACUCGUUUUAUAGAUAAUAAUAAUGUAUCAUGUUCAUGUGCCUUGAAGGUCAUUCUUAUUCUGUAAGAAUAAUCAUCACCGUAUAAGAAAAUGUGAAAAUUUAAAAAUAAUGCUGGUCAUCAGUUUAAGAGUUGUAAAAUAGUUUUGUAUAAAAAGUAUUAUUUAUUUUAGUGUCUCGAUCAGAGUACGUUGUUAUCAAGCUAAGGACAUAGGCCAGUUUAAAACUAGCAUCAAAUUUAUAUUUUGAUACGUAUGGGCAUAAUUAUAUUUAUUUUUGUAUAUUUUCAUGUAUAUUUCUUGUUGACAUUCUUGUUUUCCUACUGUUUCAUUGAAACACCAACUCAUAGUAAUAAUUGAAUAAAAAGUGUUCUCGCUGAAAA
This is a messenger RNA of Nilaparvata lugens (brown planthopper), 2785 nucleotides long. RefSeq names its product vitamin D3 receptor. Lineage: Eukaryota; Metazoa; Arthropoda; Insecta; Hemiptera; Delphacidae. The record is from RefSeq and is a predicted model, not a curated record. Gene Ontology annotation, biological process: regulation of DNA-templated transcription. The transcript has 3 exons. Gene Ontology annotation, molecular function: zinc ion binding; DNA-binding transcription factor activity; sequence-specific DNA binding. The coding region runs from base 649 to 1629 and encodes 326 amino acids.